Messenger RNA from Fusarium venenatum, 696 nucleotides. RefSeq lists its product as uncharacterized. The record is from RefSeq and is a predicted model, not a curated record. NCBI's taxonomy places the organism in Eukaryota, Fungi, Ascomycota, Sordariomycetes, Hypocreales, Nectriaceae.
AUGUCAGUCGAGUCGAUUCGACUGGUCCGCACUGACAUGGACUUGUGGCACAAAGCUUCAAAAGCCGUCAUGACAAUGGAUGAACUCGCUGCCGAGAAAACGGGUUGGGGAAAGCGAAGUGCACGAUACAGCGCUUGCGAUGCGGCCAGAGAGGCGCUUGGUAGUUCCGAUUUCUUGAUCAUCAAGAAAGCCCUCACACAUGUGCCAUGGCAGGAUCGCAUCAUGAACUCGAGCGUUUCAACCAAGACAUUGGCGCCUUGCGGCUUUGCGGUAUUCUACCCAAAAGAUCGAGACAUUGAUUGGUCUCCUUUUAAAGAAUACGUGAAAAAGUUCGUAUCUUACAGGUUCCAUCGCUGUUUGACGCUGGUAAAGGAGCCGAUCAUGGCAGGGUUCAAGUUGCAUGAUAUACCACAUGAUAGCUUGGAACCACUCCAAAGUCACUUUGUUUCUAUGCAAGAGGCGGGGAGUAUUCCAGUAGGUUUACGACACGAUGCGUUUCUCUACGUCGAUUACGAGGCGCUCCAGUCUCUGAACUUAGAUAGACCGUUCAUCUGGUUAUGUCAGCCACAGGAACACUCGACAGCACAAGAACACUUAGGCCCAGUCAAGGUAGAUAUCAAGCAUGUGGCACCAGUGUUGCUAAUGCGGUUAACACAGCGGGAUAUGUUGCUCGAAGGGCGUCAGUUGCUAAUGUAG